Cuscuta europaea is the source of this 1825-nucleotide messenger RNA. Lineage: Eukaryota; Viridiplantae; Streptophyta; Magnoliopsida; Solanales; Convolvulaceae. The record is from the annotation of a GenBank genome assembly.
GCUCAUCCUGUUAUGGACUGGAUUGUAUAAUUGGGCAAUGGUCACAGUCCAUGGUACCAUCACGAGCCCCCCUACUCUCUAAAAUAAGCGAGGUUGGAUUUUAGGAGAGUAAAUUGGAGCAAACAAUUUCAAAUUUGGAAUCUUUUGGGAGAAUUUUAGCGCCGCUUGCAUUAAAUGCACCCGAUUUGACAUAGGCCUGCAACCCGGUACAAUUCCCGAUCCGACUUACCAUCUUCAGCACUCAAGUGUUAUCGUUGCAGUUCCCAAGCGGUUUCCAAGCCCUAAUCUCUCGACGAUUUAAAUACUUACCAUUCUUUAUUACGCUCUUUCGCAAUCUCUCCUCUCGCUUUGGUAAUCGUCUUCUAGGUUGGGAUCUUUAGGCCGCGAAACCCUUUUCCUCCGUCUUCAAGCUUCAUCAGGUUAGUUUCCCUAAUGUCUUCCUCGAGUUCUGUCCCUUUGCACCAUGUAUUCCCCGAGGUAGGGGCCACCUCUGAACGACCCCGCAUUCCGAUGGUCUCGGAUGGGAGGGAAACUCACUUCUUUCUUUCCUGCGAGUACGCCCGACAUGUCCUGACCGUUGCUUUAUCCGACGCCGAAUUUGGCGAGGCGGUGGCCCUCGCGGGCCCCAGCGUUGUAUGCUCCCGCCCCACCCCUGGUCAAAACAUUGUAGAUCCCCCUUCCCCCCUUCAUUUCGGGGUACAUCUGGCCAGUCUGCAAGUAGGCCUUCGAUUCCCUCUUCAUACUGCCCAUCUGAGCGUCAUGAGCUAUUAUGGUGUGAUUCCGGGUCAAUUUUCCCCAACCACCCAUAUGUUCAUAGCUGGGUUCCUUCCCCGAUGCAUGCAUUUAGGUAUUCGCCCUUUCAUUGAUAUCUUCCUCCAUUUCUUCCAUUCUAUACGACCUGGUGGUUCUGAGUCCCCAGGAUACCUCUCGAUUUCUCAACGGGCCGGCCAUCGUUUAUUCGAGGCCAAAUCUUAUCCCGACUCUUUCAAGGGUUGGAGGCAGAAAUGGGUAUGGGUCACCUCUGUAGACGGCAGGGGUGCAGUUUGAGAACAAGUGGGGGGAGAUGAUUCGGAAAUGGGCCAUGCCUUUUCUGUCAGAGGGCAAUACAGAGGCUGCAAGCUGAUCGCUGAUGGUGCACCAUUUUUUAUGGGCCAUUACGUAGGUGAGGACAGAGUGGUUGUACUUACCUUUUUGCCAGCGGGUGAGAAGAUGGCCUCCCGGCUAUAACGACUUGCAGCAAAGGCUGGUGCUACUCUCAGUUCCUUGGUUCCUGCCAGGAAGAUCCAGACCUGGUGAAGUGCUAGGGCUGCCUCGGAGAAGUCAGGGGAUCUGCCCCCGGAGAUAGUUCCGAGCCAUUGAAUACGCUGGCCGUUGACUCUCAACCCCCCAGUGAUAAGGGGGCUGGGAAGAGGCUAGCACUCCGGCCUAUCUCUAGGCCCAAGAAGAAAGGAAAAGUUGCUGUUAAAUCUUCUGAGGAUGUAGUCGAUGUGGAUUCAGACUCGGAUGCCCAGUCUCAGGGGGGUGAUGCCUAGGGAGAAACCCUGGGGCCCGUCCAUUCCGUUCGCCUCUCCAUGAAAUCCCGCUCUGCCUCUCUGUUCCGUCGCACCGUGAACCCGGUGUCGCUGGGCCUGGCCAUCACUCCUCCCCUUGACAAAGAGGAGAUCCGGGGUUUGUCUCCCCGAACAACCAUCCGACACGCCAUCCAUUCUCUUUCUGAGGUGCGCUUCGCUGUCUCUACAACUACUUUAAAUUCUUCUAACUUGCCUUUGUCCAAAAUUUUGGUCUCGUUGUCUCUAGGCUUUUAUCUUGGCUUCCUCAUGCCCCC